Molecule: messenger RNA, 4030 nt
Organism: Scomber japonicus (chub mackerel)
Lineage: Eukaryota; Metazoa; Chordata; Actinopteri; Scombriformes; Scombridae
Gene: dgkh
Product: diacylglycerol kinase, eta
Exons: 30
Coding region: 1-3954 (1317 amino acids)
Biological process (GO): diacylglycerol metabolic process; lipid phosphorylation; intracellular signal transduction
Molecular function (GO): ATP-dependent diacylglycerol kinase activity; protein binding
Source: RefSeq, a predicted model, not a curated record
AUGACAGCGAGGAGAGACGCUUCCCAGCCGCUGUGCAGCUCUCGCCUCCAGGAGAGGAAGGGAGCGGCAGACCGGGCGAAGACUAACCCCGAUUGGUUUUAUCCCUCCCCUCGACAGGAGCCGGAGAAAGGACCAGCGUCCGCGGCGGGGAUCCAUGCCCAUGUGGUGGGUGCUGUCGCCGGCUCCGGCGCUGCGGACGAGUCCUCUGACAGCGAGGCAGAGCAGGAAGGCCCCCAGAAACUCAUCCGGAAAGUGUCCACCUCAGGGCAGAUCAGGAGCAAGACAAGUAUAAAGGAGGGAUUGUUGCUGAAACAGACGAGCUCAUUCCAGAGGUGGAAAAAGCGCUACUUCAAACUGAGAGGCCGAACUCUCUACUACGCCAAAGAUGCCAAGUCUGGCAGUGCCCUGGCACGCUGGCAGGAGCGGGCGCUUCGCAGAGUGUCCAGGAGUCGUGUGUGCUGGCGAGUUCUGUCCGUGUGCUGGACGGGCGCACAGCGCUCCCCCCCACCUCUGGGUGCCAGCGGAUCUGAGGAAGGCCUAGUGAGAAUCCGGUCCCUUAUCUUUGACGAGGUGGACCUAUCCGAUGCCAGCGUUGCAGAGUCCAGCACAAAGAAUGUCAACAACAGCUUCACAGUGAUCACUCCGUUCCGUAGGCUCAUCCUCUGUGCCGAGAACAGGAAAGAGAUGGAGGACUGGAUCAGUUCGCUGAAGUCCGUCCAGUCCAGAGAGCAUUACGAGACGGCACAGUUUAAUGUGGAACAUUUCUCAGGGAUGCACAACUGGUACGCCUGCUCCCAUGCACGGCCCACCUUUUGCAACGUCUGUAAAGAUAGCUUGUCUGGGGUCACGUCCCACGGCCUCUCUUGUGAAGUGUGCAAAUUCAAAGCCCACAAACGCUGCGCUGUCAGAGCCACUAAUAACUGUAAAUGGACGACCCUGGCUUCCAUAGGGAAAGAUAUUAUUGAAGAUGAGGAUGGGAUUGCUAUGCCUCACCAGUGGUUGGAAGGAAACCUGCCUGUCAGUGCCAAGUGUGCCGUGUGUGAUAAGACAUGUGGCAGCGUACUGAGACUGCAGGACUGGCGCUGCCUGUGGUGCAAAGCUAUGGUGCACACAGCCUGUAUGGACCUGUACCCUCGCAAGUGUCCUCUUGGUCAGUGCAAAGUCUCCAUCAUUCCUCCUACAGCGCUCAACAGCAUUGACUCAGACGGCUUCUGGAAGGCCACCUGUCCCCCAUCGUGUGCCAGCCCUCUCCUUGUCUUCGUCAACUCCAAAAGCGGAGACAACCAGGGAGUGAAAUUCCUACGACGCUUCAAGCAGCUCCUCAACCCAGCUCAAGUCUUCGAUCUGGUCAACGGUGGGCCGCACCUUGGUUUGCGCCUUUUUCAGAAAUUCGACAACUUCCGGAUUUUGGUGUGCGGAGGCGAUGGCAGUGUAGGCUGGGUCCUCUCAGAGAUUGACAAGCUCAAUCUACACAAACAGUGCCAGCUGGGGGUGUUGCCCUUGGGUACGGGCAACGAUCUGGCACGGGUGCUGGGCUGGGGCCCGUCAUGUGACGACGACACCCAGCUGCCCCAGAUCCUGGAGAAGCUGGAGAGAGCCAGCACCAAGAUGCUGGACCGCUGGAGCAUCAUGACCUACGAGAUUAAGAUCCCACCCAAACACAGCUGCCCCACCACGCCUGAGGGAGCCGACGACUGCCAGUUUCAUAUUUCAACUUAUGAAGAUUCAGUUGCUGCUCACCUCACAAAGAUCCUCAAUUCUGAGCAGCACUCUGUGGUCAUCUCCUCUGCCAAGAUCUUGUGUGAAACAGUGAAGGAUUUUGUUGCCAAAGUGGGGAAAGCCUAUGAGAAAAGCACAGAGAACGUCGAUGAGUGCGACACUAUGUCUCUCAAAUGUGCCAUCCUGAACGAGAAACUGGACUCCCUCCUCCAGACUCUCAACACAGAGUGCCCGGCUGUACCGCCGCUUCCACACUCUACUCCCCCUAUUGUAGAGGAGGAGCAGGAGGAAGAGGAGGAGGAGGAGGAAGAGGCCAGCGAGGAGAGCCUUACAGAGCUGAAGGAGAAGCUGGAGGAGGAGGAGACGGAGAAGGGAGGAGUUGGUUCCCAACACCAGCUGUUCAAAAGCAGGGAGCAGUUGAUGCUCAGGGCCAACAGUCUGAAGAAAGCUGUGCGGCAGAUUAUAGAACAGGCCGAGAGAGUGGUGGAUGAACAGAACACCCAUACAGAGGAGACGGAGCUGCCAUCUCCCCUGGAGUUCAGGAAGGACAGCGAGGAAGAGAACAGGGACAGUGAGAAGGAUGAGGACACCAAGGAGCUGGAAGCAGUGACAUCUGUAAAGAGUCCCUGUUCGCCUACGGAAAGGAGGGUGAGCCGCAGCACCCAGUCCUAUGGCUCCUUCACCAUCACCCCCUUCACCACCAGCAAGGAGAACCUCCCCGUACUUAACACACGCAUCAUCUGCCCUGGCUUGCGGGCAGGUCUGGCAGCCUCUAUAGCUGGCAGCUCCAUCAUUAGCAAGAUGCUGCUGGCUAACAUCGACCCCUUCGGUGCCACUUCCUUCAUCGACCCCGACCUCGACUCGCUAGAGGGCUACAUGGAAAAGUGUGUGAUGAACAACUACUUCGGCAUUGGCCUUGAUGCCAAGAUCUCCCUGGAGUUCAACAACAAGCGAGAGGAGCAUCCAGAGAAAUGCAGGAGUCGCACCAAGAACAUGAUGUGGUAUGGUGUUUUGGGCACGAAGGAGCUUCUGCAGAGAACCUACAAGAACCUGGAGCAGAAAGUCCAGCUAGAGUGUGAUGGCCAGUACAUCCCCCUGCCCAGCCUUCAGGGGAUUGCCGUGUUAAACAUUCCAAGCUACGCAGGCGGGACCAACUUCUGGGGAGGCACCAAGGAGGACGAUAUCUUCUGCGCCCCAUCAUUUGAUGAUAAGAUCCUGGAAGUCGUGGCUGUGUUUGGAAGCAUGCAGAUGGCUGUGUCCCGGGUCAUUAAACUGCAACACCACCGCAUAGCACAGUGUCGAAGUGUGAAGAUCACUAUCCUGGGUGACGAGGGCGUUCCCAUUCAGGUGGAUGGUGAGGCCUGGAUCCAACCACCUGGAGUCAUCACGAUCCAACACAAGAACAGAGCUCAGAUGCUUACAAGAGAUCGGGCGUUUGAGAACACAUUGAAGUCAUGGGAGGAUAAGUUAAAGUAUGAUAAGCCUCCUUUGCGGCCUCACCUCUACCCACAGCAGUCUGUGGAUCUGGCGACGGAGGAGGAGGCCACCCUGGUGCAGAUGUGCGCACGUGCUGCAGAAGAGCUUAUUACAAGGAUAUGUGAGGCCGCAAAGACUAAUGGGCUCUUGGAGCAGGAGUUGGCUCAUGCUGUCAAUGCCGCAUCUCAUGCCAUCAACAAAACGCACCCGAAAUUCCCAGAGAGUCUGACUAGGAACACAGCUAUAGAGGUGGCCAGCACUGUCAAGGCUCUGUACAAUGAGACUGAGUCUCUUCUCGUGGGCCGAGUCUCUCUGCAACUGGACCCACCGGAGGAGGAGCUGCUGUCCAGUGCUCUGCAGAGUGUUGAGUUAGAACUGGCCAAACUGGGAGAGAUCCCCUGGCUCUACCAUAUACUGCAACCCAACGAUGAGGAGGACCACUCUCUGGGUUACGGCAAGAGGAACAGUCGCAGCGGCAUGUUUCGCAUAGUGCCCAAGUUCAAGAAGGAGAAGGCCGCCAAGAAGACGAGCCCUCAAUCAGUCGAGAGAUGGGGCACAGAGGAGGUGGGCGUCUGGCUGGAACAGCUGAGUCUAGGGGAGUACAGAGACACCUUCAUCCGACACGACAUCCGAGGCUCGGAGCUGCUGCACCUGGAGAGGAGGGACCUGAAGGAUCUGGGGAUAUCGAAAGUGGGUCAUAUGAAGAGAAUUCUCCAGGGAACUAAGGAUCUGGCCAAGGCCUCCAUGGUUGACCUUUAACCCGGAAGCAGAAGCUUCUUGAGAGGGGAAAUAAACAUUCUCCUCACGUCUGUGGAGAAGUUUAAAAGCGCCGUUG